CUUGAUCAGUGCAUACCAGGGUCUAGGGAGCAUGGGGGAUGUGAGGCUACAGAAGCCCUUGCUUUGAUCCUCACUGCCCCUAUCCUGGAUGCAGUGCCAAAUAAAAAGGAGCAAGUGAAGUAUCCUGGGCUUGGCUCCAUUCCUAUUGGAGGUUGAAGAGAGGGUAGGCUAAGGCCCUGUACCCCAAGGUCCAGAGUGAGAGCUACAGGCCAUCAGCAACCUUCCACAAAGCAAGGGCCAGAAUUGCCUCACUAGCGACAGAUAUGGGGCUUCCUAUUCGGGGACUCCCUGACAUCUCUGACCUUUGGAUGGGAGGAUAAGCCUCAUUUUAUAGAUGAGGAAACUUAUAGAUGAGUCUGAAUGAGAGACAUGGCUUGCCCAAGAUCAUAUGGCAGUGAGAAAACUAGGACACACUGCCAGACUGCUCACCACUGGGAGAUACCCAGUCUCCAAGCCCAGGGUAGAAGCUGGGCUAGCAGCAGAGUGACAUCUAAGGGUGUUAGAUUUAUAACGUAAGAUGAAAGAAGGAUGAACCUUGCCUAAACCCAGCCCUUCUCCAGAGGGAGUGGGUCUGUCCCUUCCUUAGCAAGGGGCCAUGGUUGCCUAAAAAGGAAAUAUCAGUAGUAUUUUAGUAUUUCUUAGUUGUAGUGGGUUGAAUGGUAGUCUUCCCUACACCCAAAGAUAUAUCUGCUAGGAAACUGUGAAUAACUUUAUUUGGAAAAAAAGUCUUUGUCAAUGUGAUUAAGUUAAAGAUCUUGAGAUGAGAGUACUCUGGAUUAUCCAAGUGGGCCCUAAAUCCAAUGACAAGUGUCUUUAUAAGAGUCAGAAGACACAGACACUGGAAGGCCGUAUGAAGAUGGAGGCAGGCUGGUGUGAUACAACCACAAGUCAAGGCUUGGAGCCACCAGAAGCUGAAAGAGGAAAGGAAGGAUUCACCCCUAGAGGCGUCAGAGGGCACAGCCCUGUUGACAACUUGAUUUCAGACUGGCCUCCAGACAGAUCUAUGACAAAAUUGAUUUCUGUUGUUUUAAGCCACUCAGGUGUGGUAAUUUGUUAUAGCAGUCCUAGGAAACUAACAAGACUAGUCAAGUGGAGAUACAUAUACUCUGAUCCAGCAACUCUUGCAUAAACGAACCAGGAAAUGCAUACAAGUGAGUUUACACCACUGUCGUGCCAAUAGCCGAAUGACCUGUCUGUUAACAGUAGAAUGGAUAGACUGGUGUGGCCAUGCAGUGGAAUUCAAACCCACACCAUACAUCACAGAUGCAUUUCACAGCGUGGAACAAGAACAAAUCACAAAAGAACAUACACAGCAUGACUCCAUUUAUGGAAACACCAAAGUCAGGCAAAACGAAGUGUAUUGUUUAGGGAUGCAUAUGUAUGUGGAAAACCUUAACAAGACAAACAAGGGAAACUUCCAUGUCAGGCUAGGGUUUCCAACCUAGGAUGAACAAUAGAACCCCUUGGGGAACUUAAAAGAUUGAUGCCAGGAUCUCCGGCCCAGACUGCUUAAAUUGGUAUCUUUGGGGUGCAGAAUCACAGGGAGGGUACAGCGCAUUUUUAAAGCUUCCUGAGAGGGAGGAGGAGGGGGUUCUACUGUGGGACCAGGGUUGAGAACUACUGCCCUAAUAAGGAAUAAGAGGCAUGUUUCUGUUUUGUGCCCUGAGUGGUGGUUAUAUGGGUGUCACUUUGUAAUUCUUUAAAUCCCAGAGAUGUUUAUGUACUCGUUGUAUGUUUGAUAUAUUUCAGUUUUUUACUAUAAAAGAUCUGAGAUCUUCAUUUCAAUAUGAAGUCCCCAGAGUAGUCAGAUUCAUAGGGACAAAGGAGAAUGGGGGCUACUAGCGGAUGGGAAAUCAGUGUUUAAUGGGGCAGAGCUUCAGUUCUGUAAGAUGAUGUGAUUGCACAACAGUGUAAAUGUACCUAAUGCCACUGAACUGUUCACUUAAAAAUGGUUAAAAUGGUAAAUUUUGCUAUGUGUAUGUUAUCACAAUUAAAAAAAACAAACAUUUCCUCCCAGCUAGAAUUAGGACAGAAACAGCCAAAUAAAAAGACCACAUAUUGAACUCAGCAGAAAGCGUGCUCCAUGAUACUCACUUUCUUAGCAAAUCUUCAAAACCAUACUAUGAGGCCCUGGCAUCUCUGAGCUGGAAUCAGGAAUCAACAAGGCAAGCCCUGACAACAAGAAGUUCACCCCGUGGACACAGAUCACAGCACACACAGCACACCACAGCCCACCUUGCUAAACCCUGUGCAGAUGCUGAGAGAGUAAAAGGAGAGGAGCUGAGUGAAAUCAGAGAGCAAGUUCCAGCAUGUGUGGUGACAGAAGGGUUGUGAAGAACUAGAAAUGCACCAGGAGGAACAGGACACACAAAAACGAGAUGGUGUUUGCUUCUGGAGAAGGAAUCAGGGGUGAGAAGACGAAUAAUGAUUUUACCCUUUGGAAUCGUGCUGUGCAGCCAUGUUCUGGGGGCUCUGACCCCACGGAAGUCCAUGGGGAGCCCCAGACUGGCAGCCCUGCUCCUGCCUCUCCUGCUGCUCAUUGGCCUCUCUGCCUCCUCUGGGAUUGGCUGCCCCUAUCUUCUGCACUGGAGCACCCACUGUCUGCUGGCCUCCCACAUGGAAGACGCACUCACUGGAGGGUCUGCUCAUAUUCCUUGCCAUACCCAGUUGGCCCUUCCUGUGUCUCUAAAGUCCUGGUGUGCUCAGCUCUGGCUCCCCGCCUGCUAUUUGCACCUGCAUCUGAUGUCAAAUCCUUCAGACCUCCAGGGGGGCUGGAUCCACUUCCUGGUGCAGAAAUACAAAAAGUCAUACAAGUUCCGGUUCUGUAGGAGACACAAGAUGCCAGCAUCUGCUCAGGCCAACCCUGUUCUCUGCCUACAGAGGGAGCUGCUGAAUAGCUGUUGCCUGUCUGAGAAGGGUCAUCACAUUGCUGUCCCCUUCCCAGACAUCUCUCACAAGGGAUCACGCUCUAAAAGGACCCAACCUUCAUAUGCAAAGGCAAUGGAAGGUCUCCCCAGACCCAGCUCACAAAGGCAUGGAGGGCCAGAGUUCUCCUUUGAAUUGUUGCCUGAGGCACGGGCUAUUCGAGUGACCAUUCCCCCGGGACCCGAGGUCAGCGUGCGUCUUUGUCACCAGUGGGCACUAGAAUGCGAGGAGCUGAGCAGUCCCUUCGAGGCCCAGAAAAUUGUGUCUGGGGGCCAUGCUGUAGACCUGCCUUAUGAAUUCUUUCUGCCGUGUCUGUGCAUAGAGGCAUCCUACCUGCAAGAGGACACUGUGAGGUGCAAAAAAUGCCCCUUCCAGAACUGGCCUGAAGCCUAUGGCUUGGACUUCUGGAAGUCAGUGCACUUUACUGACUACAGCCAGCACAGUCAGAUGGUCAUGGCUCUAACACUCCGCUGCCCACUGAAGCUGGAGGCCUCCCUCUGCCAGAGGCAGGGCUGGCAUACCCUCUGUGAAGACCUCCCCAAUGCCACGGCUCGAGAGUCACAGGGGUGGUAUGUUUUGGAGGGAGUAGACUUGCACCCCCAGCUCUGCUUCAAGUUCUCUUUUGGAAAUAGCAGCCACGUUGAAUGCCCCCGCGGGACUGCCCCAUCCUGGAAUGUGAGCAUGGAUACCCAGGCCCAGCAGCUGGUCCUUCACUUCUCCUCGAAGAUGCACGCCACCUUCAGUGCUGCCUGGAGCCAUCCAGGCUUGGGGCAGGACAGCUUGGUGCCCCCUGUGUAUAGCAUUAGCCAGACUCAGGGGUCAAGCCCAGUGACGCUAGACCUUAUCAUUCCCUUCCUGAAGCCAGGGAGCUGUGUCCUGGUGUGGAGGUCAGAUGUUCAGUUUUCCUGGAAGCACCUUUUGUGUCCGGAUGUCUCUCAUAGACACCUGGGGCUCUUGAUCCUGGCACUGCUGGCACUCACCAUCCUCUCGGGCAUUGUUCUGGUCCUCACUCGCCGGCGCCCACUGUCAGGCCCGAGCCACGCGCGGCCGGUGUUGCUGCUGCACGCGGCGGAGUCAGAGGCGCAGCUGCGCCUGGUGGGAGCCCUGGCUGAACUGCUUCGGGCAGCGCUGGGCGGCGGGUGCGACGUGAUCGUGGACCUGUGGGAGGCUACGCGCGUAGCGCGCGUGGGCCCGCUGCCGUGGCUGUGGGCGGCGCGGGCGCGCGUGGCGCAGGAGCAGGGCACCGUGCUGCUGCUGUGGAGCAGUGCCGACCCCAGUCUGGCCGGUGAUCCCGAUUCCGGCGCAGCGCCCCUGCGCGCCCUGCUCCGCGCGGCCCCGCGCCCGCUGCUGCUGCUCGCUUACUUCAGUCGCCUCUGCGCCAAGGGCGACAUUCCCCCGCCACUGCGCGCCCUGCCACGCUACCGCCUGCUGCGCGACCUGCCGCGGCUGCUGCAGGCGUUAGAUGCGCUACCUUCCACCGAAGCCGCCAGCUGGGGCCGCCUCGGGGCUCGUCCGUGCCUGCAGGGUCGCCUGGAGCUGUGCCGACGGCUGGAACGGGAGGCCGCCAAAUUUUGCCAACUGAGGCUGAGCAGAGACAGGCGUAGGGGUACUGGCUGGAACCCCUGAAUGAGCCUUCUACCCUUGAAUCCUUGGGGUGCCACCUCGGGACUACUGGCCAAAAAUCCUUACGCUGUCUGCCAACCUGGGAGCAGAGCACCUCCCUCACUGCCCCAGCCCCUUCCCCACGUGUGCCUGGCUUCUUCCUUAGGAUUACCCUUUCAGAACCAGCACGGAGAGUUGGUCUUUACUGAGGGCUCCACCGACCCCAGUCCUGUGGGGGUGGGGGAAUCUUCCCACUUCUCUUCAAAAUUCCGGAAAGAGUAUUUUGCACAUGAACCAGUCCAGGCUGGAGAGGUUGUGGGACAGGGGUAGAGGAGGCAGGAGCUAUGGCAGUUCUGAGCGAGGGAUGACUUCAGGGGGUGGGAGAAAACCCCUUUCUGAGCCAGGAUACUGCUUUCCCAGACUGGAGCCCAGCCCAGAGGAGGAUGGAGGGAGAGAGAGAGCCUGAUCAGGGAAAGAGGUUUCAGCCUUGAGUGGCCAGGACACAGGUGUGACUAAGAUCAAGAAAAAUAAAUAAAGGUGAAUAUAAUGGAUAAGCUAA
This is a messenger RNA of Herpailurus yagouaroundi (jaguarundi), 5086 nucleotides long. RefSeq names its product interleukin 17 receptor E (gene IL17RE). Gene Ontology annotation, molecular function: interleukin-17 receptor activity. Lineage: Eukaryota; Metazoa; Chordata; Mammalia; Carnivora; Felidae. The transcript has 19 exons. The record is from RefSeq and is a predicted model, not a curated record. Bases 2425 to 4551 code for a protein of 708 amino acids.